UUGAAGAUGUCAGCAGACAUACCAUUAAAUAUUAAUAUCAAGGAGCCCCGAUGGGAUCAAAGCACUUUUGUUGGACGAGCCAGUCACUUCUUUACUGUAACAGACCCCCGGAAUAUUUUGUUAUCUGAUGCCCAACUGGAAAAUGCAAGAAAAAUUGUGCAUGAUUACAGACAAGGUAUCGUGGCACCUGGCUUGACAGAAGAUGACUUGUGGAGAGCAAAAUAUAUCUAUGAUUCAGCCUUUCACCCAGACACUGGUGAAAAGAUGGUCUUGAUUGGCCGGAUGUCAGCUCAGGUACCCAUGAACAUGACUAUCACAGGUUGUAUGAUGACCUUUUAUAGAACGACACCAGCGGUGGUUUUCUGGCAGUGGAUUAACCAGUCCUUCAAUGCUAUAGUAAAUUACACGAACAGGAGCGGUGAUGCCCCAAUUACUGUCAGCCAGCUGGGAACAGCCUAUGUUUCUGCUACCACGGGUGCUGUUGCAACAGCUUUAGGACUUAAUGCACUAACAAAGCAUGUCUCACCUCUUAUAGGACGGUUUGUUCCUUUUGCUGCUGUUGCUGCUGCUAACUGCAUUAAUAUUCCACUAAUGAGACAAAGGGAACUCAAGUUUGGAAUUCCUGUCACGGAUGAGAAUGGAAACAGACUGGGUGAAUCAACAAAGGCAGCUCAGCAGGCAAUUACCCAGGUGGUUAUAUCAAGGAUUCUUAUGGCUGCUCCUGGCAUGGCGAUUCCUCCCUUCAUAAUGAAUACAUUGGAAAAGAGAGCCUUUUUAAAGAGAUUUCCUUGGAUGAGUGCUCCCAUUCAAGUUGGAUUAGUUGGAUUCUGUCUUGUGUUUGCAACACCCCUGUGUUGUGCACUGUUUCCUCAAAAAAGUUCCAUGUCUGUAACACGCUUGGAGCCAGAGUUGCAAGCCAAGAUCCGAGAGAACAGCCCUGAACUAGAACAUGUGUACUUUAAUAAAGGAUUAUAAUUCAAGGAAGGGAAAAUAC
This is a messenger RNA of Gavia stellata (red-throated loon), 994 nucleotides long. RefSeq names its product sideroflexin 1 (gene SFXN1). The record is from RefSeq and is a predicted model, not a curated record. Bases 7 to 975 code for a protein of 322 amino acids. Gene Ontology annotation, cellular component: mitochondrial inner membrane. Gene Ontology annotation, molecular function: monoatomic ion transmembrane transporter activity. The transcript has 10 exons. Gene Ontology annotation, biological process: monoatomic ion transport; serine import into mitochondrion. NCBI's taxonomy places the organism in Eukaryota, Metazoa, Chordata, Aves, Gaviiformes, Gaviidae.